This is a messenger RNA of Diuraphis noxia (Russian wheat aphid), 489 nucleotides long. It is a transcript of the gene NdufA3, whose product is annotated as NADH:ubiquinone oxidoreductase subunit A3. NCBI's taxonomy places the organism in Eukaryota, Metazoa, Arthropoda, Insecta, Hemiptera, Aphididae. The record is from RefSeq and is a predicted model, not a curated record.
UAUAAUUUGAUAAAAAUUAAUUUGGAAAAAAUUUAGUUUUUAUAAAAAUUUGUUCUAGAUUUAUGUUGUAAUUUGUAUCCCGAACGGGCUUGAAAUACCAAAAUGAAAUACGAUACAAUUCUAAAGCCUGAAAAAUAUGGAGCGGGAAUCAAGGGCAUUUUCCGACAAGCUCUGCAUGAAAUGCCAUUGAUUACAAUAUGUUCUCCAUUCUGCAUUGUAGGCGUAGGGCUAAUUAUGUACCAUACUUAUAGAUACCAAGAAAAUGAUGGAAACAAUAAAAAAUAUAAAUUGAAAUAUACCCUUUACCGACCAGAUGACCCUAGAGUUCCACACAUCAAGAAUUGAAAAUUUAUAAUUGAAUUCUUAAGAUUGUAUGUUGUUGAAUUAAUAGUUGUUAGAAAUAAUAACAAAUAAAAUAAAAAACAAAUCCUUCUAAUAUUUAUGAAAAAAAAAACUAUGUAUAAUUAUAAAUACAAGACAUAUUAAUUA